Messenger RNA from Suillus discolor, 862 nucleotides. RefSeq lists its product as uncharacterized. The transcript has 3 exons. The record is from RefSeq and is a predicted model, not a curated record. NCBI's taxonomy places the organism in Eukaryota, Fungi, Basidiomycota, Agaricomycetes, Boletales, Suillaceae. Bases 211 to 411 code for a protein of 66 amino acids.
UCACAAUAAUAUAUUGCCUUUCUUCCCGUCAGCUAUAUAAAUGUUCUCCUUGCUCUCCCUAGCAGUCCUAACCAUUUGACGAUCCGACCCUACCCUGGCAUCGUUCAAAGAAUCUCUCCUCUCUUCUCUCAAUACAUAGAGCCGUCCGUUCUAUCCCAUUAUCUACAACUCCUUCUAGCCAUCAUCAUUCAGUCACCUCAUCCUAACAGUAUGCCUGGCGCAACUCCAUAUAUCGGAAAUGCCACAAGGAUAUGGGAGAUCAAUGUGCACUGGAGCUUGUAUUCUCAGUGCGGAAUAUGGGAUCCUAAAGGUCGCGGCGUGGAUAUUUGGGAAUGCAUUAGAGCUCAUGACUCAACCCAGUUUACCCAGCCACCAAAUGGUGUUUAUUGGCGCUACAUCGCCCGCCGGUAACCAAUCUAUGGUUUUAUGAACACUGCCAUAAGCCAAACCUUGACACCGUGAUUCUAUCACGUUACCGCUCGUGGUCAUCUGGUACCCACAGACGCCCAACCCAAUCUCAGGACUGCGGCAUGCCACCCUCAACGUCGCAAGUGAAGGUUAUAUAUCUCCCAGGUAUAGGAGAGACACGCGUGGUCACAUUGCCUUCGAUGAGGGAUGUGGAGGGUCAUUCAUGAAUGACAUGCAUUUUUACGAUACUACUCUUCUUUGCAUUUUCUUUGGCUGGUUCCGAACUUCCGCUUCGUUAUGGUCACGUUCACCCCCUUUUGUGGUAUAUUUACUUAUUUCGUUAAGUCUUCUGGCACAAAACACUUACUAUACAUGUCUAUUCUAAUAUCCACCGCAAUUUUUUGGGAAGCACAACUACAGGUAGACCUAAUAGACGAUGUCGUCCCUCCACUAC